Molecule: messenger RNA, 1851 nt
Organism: Cherax quadricarinatus
Lineage: Eukaryota; Metazoa; Arthropoda; Malacostraca; Decapoda; Parastacidae
Source: RefSeq, a predicted model, not a curated record
GGAAGUUGGUAAGGGCUGAGGUAAGAGGGAAGUCUGGUGAGGGGAAGUGUUAUGAGAGCUGAGGUGGAGCAGUGAGGUGAAAGGGGGAAGUGAGGUGAGGGGGAAAUUGAGGUGAGGUGAGGGGAGACUAACACCUGUGUUUGUAAACACUUCGCUUGUCGUGGUUCUGGUGUCGUGGCCGCCGCCGCCGCCGCCGCCCACCGCCAUCUGUCGGAGAUCACACACCUUAAUCCUGCAUCUUUAAUGUUUUACGCUUUAUCUCUCGCCGUUGUGUGUGGCCCGUGGGCGCCGCAGUGCCCAGACGGUGGGUGUGUGUGCGGCGUGGGCGUGGUGGGAGUGUGUUGGUGGGCGGUGAGGGCGUGUGAGGGCGGGCGUGACGCAGCCUCACCCACACCGUCUGCUGUCAAUGGUCACAGCAAACAUGGCUUCCUCCAGCAGAGGAAUACAAAUCGGGUCUGCGUGGUUUCAAAGAAAAAUCAAGCUCCGGCCGCAGCACAGAGGGAUCCAUCUAGUAACUGACGAAGUGCUGAAGGAGAUCCCCGAGCUCAGGCAAUUUUCCGUAGGCUUACUACACGUACAGAUCCUCCACACUUCAGCCAGUUUAGCGCUGAAUGAAAACUGGGAUCCAUACGUCCGAGAUGAUAUGGAGAUGAUGCUCAACAAAAUAGUGCCUGAGGGGAUGCCUUACCGACAUUCCUGUGAAGGCCCCGAUGAUAUGAUUACAGUAGAUCCCCUGGCUUAUGAUCUUCUGAUGUAUGAUGUUCUACACUUAAAAUAUUGGCAAUUUUGGACCAAUGAACAACUUAGGAAGCGCAAACAUUCAAAUUAAAAUUUUUUCAAUAAAUGAUUUUUAUUUGGCUCUUUUUAAUCAAAUACAGUACAUUUAUAUUUGGCAUAUGUUUAUUUUAUAAAUGUGUGGAGAGUUUUUGUUUGUUUGGUAGAGAAUGGUGUUUGUGUGUAGUACAUGGUCAGUGGGGUGAGGCUGGCCUCCAUCCUCCUCAACCUGGUCAGAGAGUAAACUUCACUACAUGCCCAGGUACCUUAUAUCCUGACCAUAACAGUGAGUAGUGUGGAAAGCAGGAAUGAAGAGUGUAGAUUGGGUAUGUGGUGUGGGGGCAUAGUACAGUGUGAAGGUGGAAUAGUGUGUGAGUGUAUAGUACAUUGUGAGGGUGGCAUACAGUGUUGGGGUGGAUUAUGAUGUUUUAGUGGAAGAGAGUAAGGGGUGGAAUAUGAUACAGGACUAGAAUCAGUAAAAGAGAGGGAGGGAGGAUGUGAAAAGCAAACAUAAAGUGUUGUGUCAAGUAUGGGUUCGGGACUGCAUCUCUGAUUAUGAUUUGGGUGUGUACAGGAAAAUAGGUUGUGAGUAAUUUUUAGGCAUGCAUUAACAUGUAAGUGGGGGACCUACUGUAGUUAAAGCUUUAAUAUCUUUAAAUAUUUUUGUCAUUCAAGUGCACUGAAAUGUAUACUGUUUGACAGCAAGAUUAUGUUUCUGUUGUGGUCCUAGUUAAAAAAAAAUGUCAGUAUUAAACAUUUGGCACAUUUUCUUAGAAGUAAUGUGAACUUUGACACAGUAUUUGCCCGAUUGAAAGCAGUGAAUAACAGCUUUUGUUAGGAGAAAUUAUCAUUGCGGUAAUACUAUGUGGCACAACAUUAAUAGAAGGUCACUUUUUUCCUCUAACCUUUCAUGGCUCAGCACAUUUUCAUUUCAAAUUUCCAAAUGAACAACUAUUGAUAUGAGUAUAUUCCUUCUGCAUUUUUGCUUUGUAUGUACAUGAGGAUGAACAAAAGGUUUACAAAAACUGGCCAGAAUAUUAAAUUGUAAGAUUCUUGAUGGUGCUAGAAAUUUUUCUU